This is a messenger RNA of Thlaspi arvense, 918 nucleotides long. The record is from the annotation of a GenBank genome assembly. NCBI's taxonomy places the organism in Eukaryota, Viridiplantae, Streptophyta, Magnoliopsida, Brassicales, Brassicaceae.
UGACACGUCGCGAAGCAAAUCCAGUUUCGAAAGCGCCAAUAAAUCAAAUCACAUCUUAUUACUUCCCCCAAAUCAGAAUCACUUAGAAAAACCCUAAAUCAUGGCGAUCGCACCGGCAAUGCAGACGACGUUCGUGUCAUCUACGAACUUUCUGAAACAAUCGAGACCUUCUUCUUCUUCUUCGUGGGGAUCCUCACCGAGCAAUGUGAUUUUUCCCAAAAACAAGAGAUCUUCUUCCUCUUCUUCCUCCGUAAUUGUUGCAGCUGUCGGUGAUGUCUCUUCCGACGGAACCAUCUACCUGAUAGCCGGAGCUGCCGCAGUCGCGCUCGUCGGGACGGCUUUUCCGAUCCUCUUCAAACGCACCGACACGUGUCCGGAAUGUGACGGAGCAGGAUUUGUGAGGAAGCAGGGAGCGACUUUGAGGGCGAACGCGGCACGGAAGGAUCUUCCUCAGAUCGUUUGCGCAAACUGCAAUGGACUCGGAAAACUUAACCAGAUUGAUAAAUAACUCUUUUAUUUAUCUUCCUCCACCGAUAUGUAAACAACAAAAUCCACUUUCUUUCUUCUUCUCUGUAAUAAUACUCUGUAAUUCUUCCUCCUGAAACCGUAAGAGUAUAUAUUCGCGACAGCUUGUGAACGGUUAAUGCGUGGUGAUACAAUUGUUUGUAGCUGUCGUAAAAUUCUUUGUUAGUCUUACGACAACUACAAACAUUAGCUACUAUAAUAUUUUAAGAGUAACAAUGAUGACCAUCUGUCAUUCUCAUCUCACAUCACAUGCAUAUAUUUGUUUAGUUUGUUUAUGUGAUUAGUUUAAUGAUUUCCUAUAUGGUAUCGCUAGAAACGUUCUUGAUAUUUUUUGAACAAUUUGUUCUAUUUUUUAUCACCAAUAUAUAUAAAAUUCAAUGUGUGAGUCGCGCG